UCCCUCACACACACACACACACACACACAGAGCUAAUACACCGAGCUUUACUACUGGCUAAGCUAGACCACACGGCUACGAGUAGCCCGCCUGUCUGCUCGCUCAAUAAACACUAACAGAGACUGGGCAAGUCACUUUCACGAAGUUAAGUACAUAUUUACAGGCAUUCUGACUUUCUAUAUUUUCCUCUUUUUGGUAUAUAUAAAGGGUGUUAUUCCUGAGAAAAUACUGCUGAAUACUGAAGCUACAUCACUGCGAGAUUUGGUAAUGGAGGAAUUCGCCAUGCUCACUCCUUGCACUGUGUGGAAAUGAUUUUAACAGGCACCAACUAACAGAGAGAAUAUUUUUUAUGUGCAUUUUGGACUAGUUAAAACCUUUCUGAGCCUGACUUUAAGAGCUUACAGAAGAGGAGUAUCUUCUGUUUUUUUUUUUUUUUUUUCCUUUUUUUUGUUGCAAAAUAAAGUAUUCUUCCUGCUAAAUCGCAAGGAUAUUAACUCACAAAACUGCACCAUGCCGAGCUCAACGAUCCGGAGGCAGAUGAAAAAUGUGGUCAAUAACUAUUCAGAUGCAGAGAAAAAGGUCAGAGAGGCGACCUCCAACGACCCGUGGGGGCCAUCCAGCUCGCUAAUGUCUGAGAUCUCUGACCUCACAUACAACGUGGUGGCCUUUUCUGAGAUUAUGAGCAUGAUCUGGAAGAGGUUGAACGAUCACGGCAAGAACUGGCGGCACGUGUACAAGGCACUAACGCUGCUGGACUACCUGAUCAAGACCGGUUCGGAGCGUGUGGCCCUGCAGUGCAAAGAGAACAUCUUUGCCAUCCAGACUCUUAAAGACUUCCAGUAUGUUGACCGUGAUGGUAAAGACCAAGGCAUCAACGUGAGGGAGAAGUCCAAGCAAUUAGUGGUUCUGCUAAAGGACGACGAUCGGCUGAAAGGCGAACGCUCGCAGGCCCUUAAGACCAAAGAGCGCAUGGCCCAGGUAGCAACCAGUGUCGGUAGCAGCCACCAGAUCAGCUUUGGCCGAGGCUCCAGCCAGCCGAACCUCUCCACCAGCUACUCAGAAGAGUACGGCAGGUCUGAGGGCUCACCAGCUUCAUAUCAUGGAUCCACAUCCCCCAAUGCGUCAUCGGAGCUAGAGCAGGCCCGACCACAGACAAGCGGCGAGGAGGAGUUACAGCUGCAGCUCGCCCUGGCUAUGAGCAGAGAGGCAGCAGAGCAGGAGGAGAGGAUGCGCCGCGGGGAUGACUUGCGACUCCAGAUGGCUCUGGAGGAGAGCCGUAAAGACACUGUGAAAGGGCCCAAAAAGAAGAAAGAGCCUCAGUCGUCUUUGCUGAAUCUGAUGGAUGCAGUCCCUGGAGGUCCUGUUGACCCUUGGGGAGCAGGGGCAGGUGGAGCACCACCACCAGCAGCAACAGCAGCAGCAGCAGCAGCAUCAGCCCCUGCCUCAGACCCCUGGCAAAGCUAUGGUAGUGCCACUAAGCCAGCAGCUCCUGUGGAUCCCUGGGGUCUGUCAGCUUCUACAGCAUCAGUCUCCCCCAUGAAGAACAGUGACCCCUGGGCGUCAAGCUCUGCUCCUGCAGGGGCUGAUCCGUGGGGCUCAGGGCCUGCCACUCGUCCCAAAGCCCCUGGUCCGGGUGCUUUUGAUCUCUUCUCCACAUCAAAUGGUACCUCUAGGGAUGACCUAGAGGAUUUUGACAGUCUUCGCCCUUCAUUGAUGUCAGGUGGUGGUAAAGGAAGUUCAGUUAUGGCUUUACAGACUAGCAAGUCUGCCAGCCCUGACCUGUUUGACUUGCAGCCAAGUGCCGCAACCAGAAAAACCCCUGAGUCCUUCCUGGGUCCUAAUGCAGCACUGGUAAACUUGGAUUCACUGAUUACGAAGUCUGCUCAACCAGCUCCUGUUUCUAAUCCUUUUCUUGCUGCAGGAGCCGCCCCUGCCCCUCCAGCUCAGGUCAACCCGUUCCAGGUUAACCAGCCACAGCCGCCCACUCUCAAUCAAAUGAGAGUAAGCCCCAUGAUGGGUCUCUCAGGCCAGGGAUUCGGCAGCCUGGCCCAGAGAAGCAAUGAACCCAUGCCUUUGUCAUCUCUGCCCCCUGCUGGUGCUGUGGGCAUGGGGCCUAUGGGUGGCAUAACCCCUAUUGCUCCCAUGGGCCAAAUGAUGCCAAGCAUGGGAAUGCCAUCUACCUUGUCAAUGCCGCAGCCGCUUAUGAGCGGUGUGCUGCCACCUACAGGCACUGCAGCUCAGGCUGCUGGCCCAACUAAUCCCUUCCUGUUGUGAGGAACAAUAUAGGCUUUCGUUGCCUGUCUCCCCCUCCUGGCUCCUUUCCUAUAGUAUGGGCAGCAUACUGUUGUGUUCCCCAAACCAAUGUGCUAUUUUGAGACUUUCUGGAGUAGCAGUGGUGUUUACAGUUUUUACAUUGGCAGGAGAUGCCGUCUUUGGCGGUAGGUACCAUAGAGUGAUUGGUAUUUUAUUUUUCUAAAUUUACUCGAAUGGACUGCCAGCGAUUGAUUACUGUGUCUUUAGGUGUGACUUUCUCACCACUCUUAGUCUACGGUUGCUUUCUAAAAGACAGCCUUGUAUUUAAAGGCAUUCUGGUUUUUAAAUUUGCUUUGGAUGCUCAUUUUCUUAAGGGAGGCUUAAAAAAUUCUGCUUUCUCUUGUUUCAUUUUCUAAUUUUUAGUAUUUUCAAGCUGUAUAAUUGCAAAAAGCUAACCCGUUUUAAUCAAAACAGCCUAUAUGUUCUUCCCGGUGCAUAUACACUAUGUGUAUUUUACAGUAGGUUAAAAGUAGACACAUUUUAGAGGACACUAUCAGUUUACAUGGUAAUAAUUUUGAUGUUCUAAGCAGGGAUUUUGCACACACUCUUCGUUAUUGUUUUUGUUUUGACUGUUGGCUCACCGUUAGUCCUUAGCUUGACUAUGAUCAACUUUUUUUUUUUUUUUUUUUUUUUUUUAUAAUUAUAAUAGAAGAAUGCAUGAGACAUGGAGAGUGGUUUAAAAUCGAAUGCAUUGAAAGACUAAUUCGUAGUGGAGUGGUGGGGAUUUGCAAAAUGUGGAUUUGGCUACCAUAUCAUACCAUGCCUUGACUUUUAUACCAAAUCUUUGUGACACUUUCGAGCUUGUGGAUUGGUUGUAUGGGCUGGUUCAGUUCAUUACAGUUCAUUAGUGCUGCAGAGGUUACUCUUCAAACGGCUUCGCACCUUGUCCUUGUUAUGACUGCUUGAUAGAGCUAAUAAAUGAGCAAAUCAAUACUAACGAUUAGUAUUUAGUAGCUAGUUAUUAAAAGACUCAAGAAAUGUUUCAGAUUAGCGUCAGUGAUCUUGUUGGUUUGUGUGCGAUGGUGGUAAUAUUUGACAGAACAAAGGGAACUGGGAGGAUCAUGUUUCAGUACUAUUUACUGUUAACAAUAUAACUAAUCACUUUUACCCAGUGCAAUCAGUUUAUAUCACAUACAUUUAUAAAUAGUAAAAUAUUUAUCGGUGCUUUCCAUUACAGCAACUCCAGGGUUUGUAUGGGAAACUGACACAAGGUUUAUUUGAUGGGUGGGGGGUUUCUGAAAUAGGCCUGUGUGUGUGUGCGAGUGUUUUUCUUUUCUUUUUGGUUUGUGCUUGCUUUUUUGAGCAAUGGUGUUAAACUACAUCUGAUUAACAUAAAAGCAUUACUAUGUAGCAAUGGGACAUUCUUUCGGUGAAAGCAAAUUUAUGGCAAAAUAUACCCAAAAGAUGAGAACUUGCUCUCUCUGAUUCCUUGGUUCGUAUCAGACAAUGCAUACACCUGCUUUGCAAUGUGGAUAUUAUUUCUUAAGGUCAAACAUCCACUACAUGUUCAUGCAUGCUUACUAUGAACUUGCUAAUGAAUUUAUAAAUCUAAUGAUUUACAGACUUUCUCAUAUUGGGUUACGCUUUUUUUUUUUUUUAAUAUAAAAGCCCAUUAGAACACCACCCAACAAGCACAAGAUUGCAAUUUUCUGUCCAGUUGUAGUUACCAAAGUUGUAGUGCUUUUGCUGUAUUAAAGAGCAGCUGUUGUAGUUUUAUAACGCAAUUGUGUAGAUUCACUUUUUUUGUUUUUGAUUUUUUGUUUUGCCCAAGUGUCAGUGUUCAUGAUUUCAGUUGACUCAGCUAUAGAAAUGUGCUGUCUUGAACUGUCCUCUUCAUUUGCGACCUCUACUGGAGAGUCUGUGGUAGUACUGCCUGAGCACAGCCGUGUAUUAAAGCCUGGGUGUGUUCAUUCUCGUAAAAUCUGCAUCCAUCCUCAGGCAAUCAGGGAAAGACAGCUUUAAAAUGUGCGUUAUGCUUGUGAUGGACGUGACGGUUUAUGCAGGUGCUGAUCCUGUGAAAUCAGACUUCUUGCUGACGAACAUCAAAUACAAAUACACAAUUGGUUAUGGGAAAAAUUUUUUUGCUAGCUAAGCAAACUAUCAUUGCCAGUAACAUCGUCCUGUUUCAUUUUGCUGUUACUGACUGUGUAUCACUCACUUUUCUGUUACUUUGUACUUUAUUAUGCAUUUAUUGUGGUGGACUAACCUCAUAAACGUGCAUAAACUCCUUUACUUUCUCAUGUUAUAUAUAUUUACCAUACUGUCUCAUGUUACUGGGAGCAGGCUGCUUUUUAUGAAUGUGCUCAACCUGUUGGCAUUAUAACUGUAUAAUAUAAUUUAUCAUUUGUUCUAUUGUAACAUAUUGUUCUCUCUUAUUUCUGUGUAAUGCUUUUGUAGGAAAGUCACAUGAAAUUUUAAAUGCCAUCUAAAUCGCAGCAGAGUGAUUUAAGGACCCAGUUGCAAUGGUAAAAAAAUAAACUGUAUCACUGA
Molecule: messenger RNA, 4803 nt
Organism: Silurus meridionalis
Lineage: Eukaryota; Metazoa; Chordata; Actinopteri; Siluriformes; Siluridae
Gene: epn2
Product: epsin 2
Exons: 9
Coding region: 511-2274 (587 amino acids)
Biological process (GO): endocytosis
Cellular component (GO): endosome; plasma membrane; clathrin vesicle coat
Molecular function (GO): clathrin binding; phospholipid binding
Source: RefSeq, a predicted model, not a curated record